AUGUCCAAUCUACAUGACUUAGAUGUUGCCCCAGCAGCCAAAAUUCAAGAUAUUCUAUCUAUACCUACACAGUUCUCAAUCACUCCUUCCAGCAACCUAUCUGUUGCUGCAUUUCUUCAUCUAGACCUGCCUACAGUAAAGUCCCCGAUGCUCCAGCUCCUCAUGGGCUUCAUCUCACGAUCUGUUCUACCUCUUCAAACAGCCUCGUGCCUUCAUGAUCGUGCUAGUGGUGCACUGCAGAAUGGACUUAAAUCAGUAAUCCACCCUUCAUUCCCCAAUGACCCACUUCCAUUGUGGGUCUUGUCAUAUUGGGUAUCAAUGUCAUAUGCCCUUGAGAAUCAGUACAACUGGUGUACAUCUUAUGACUGGGUCUUAGCUAGAUUCAAUGUUGUUCCUGCUGAUAGACCAGAGUUGGAAAUCAUCAAUGAAGUGCUAGAUAUCUUAGAGAGCCUUCCCUGGGAUACCCCUCUUAAGGGAUUUGGUGGUCUGACUGAUCUGAGAACCACCAAGCUCCGACUACUGUUAGUAUCAUCUUCAAUUCAUGGUUGUGUUUUGGACAGUAUGAUUGCCAUAGUGGUCCAAUACAUGCAAGCAUCUGACGACAAAGAUCUCCAGUCAGUUUUCAUUGAACCCCUCGACUUUGCAAAUAUACUUCGUCUCAGUGAUAAAUGGUAG
Molecule: messenger RNA, 675 nt
Organism: Suillus bovinus
Lineage: Eukaryota; Fungi; Basidiomycota; Agaricomycetes; Boletales; Suillaceae
Exons: 2
Coding region: 1-675 (224 amino acids)
Source: RefSeq, a predicted model, not a curated record